This is a messenger RNA of Chenopodium quinoa (quinoa), 685 nucleotides long. RefSeq lists its product as uncharacterized. The coding region runs from base 188 to 685 and encodes 165 amino acids. The record is from RefSeq and is a predicted model, not a curated record. The transcript has 2 exons. NCBI's taxonomy places the organism in Eukaryota, Viridiplantae, Streptophyta, Magnoliopsida, Caryophyllales, Amaranthaceae.
UUCCCUCCCAAACCAAUAAAUCCAAAAAAAAAAAAUCAACAUUUCAAAAAUAUAUGCCAUCUUUCUCAUUUUCAAUUUCUUUCCAUAACUCAACGUUACAAAAUCUCUUCCUAUCCUCCAAUUAUUACAACAACAUUAAUUCAUUCCUUCAUUCAAAUUCAAUUCAACCACAUUUUCGCUUCAAUUCAUGGAAGCCGCCGCCGAAACAGAGGCGGCUUUCAAGCCGGCUCAUUUGGUGUCUUUCUCUCCAACACCCUCUUCAACACUCAACAAUCGGCGUCUCUCAAGCCAAUUCUCCAAGCCGAGUAGCCCAAUUCGAGCCGGCUCAACAAAGAAGAAGACUUUGGCUUGGGUUUCUCUUCAAGGUCGGCUUGUUGGAGCCGAUGAAGCUACCUCGGCUCAAGCCAUUGGCGGCGGCUUAAGCCGAGAGGAAGCCGUUGGGUGGGAGCUCUUUAGCCCUAUUCAUCGUGUUCUUAUUGUUGCUGUUGUUGCUGUUGCUGCUGCUAAAUGUGAGAAGAAUCGCCAGAUUUUUCAACUCAGAAAAUGUGUUCAACUCAGGGAUGAUAUAUUGAUGAGCAUGCAGCAAAAGCUUGAUGAUUUGUGUGAGCAAAUGAAUUCUAUGAAAGAUCAGCCUCAAGCAAUAGUUGAUUCUUUCAGCAUCCAAGAUAAUGGAAUUUUCGUCUAG